UUAGGUUGGUAAGAAUACACUCAGCAGAUACAACCCAGCGCUAAUACCUUAACUGCUCUGACACGCACACACGGGGAGGGGGAGAGAGAGAGAGAAGAGCUUUAGGGAGGAUUUGCUCCGUAUUAGCCCUGAGAGGGGACAGGGCCAGCCGGAGUACAAGGAAGACAGACUGGACAGGCGUGUAAACAGACACCUGUUUUAUUUUGCACACAACAACAUGGCAGCAGUAAAGCGAGAGGCCGCGUAGGGUCAUCAACAGCCAAUGACUCCAAAGAGCGACACUGCAAGAAAGAAAUCUGAAGAUGUCAACCUGAGAAAGUUUCACCAGCCGGUGGAGCAUGGAGCUGAAUGGGACACCCUAAUAUGCCACCCACGUACACCUACCCAAGUCCCUGCAGCAAGAAAAGUAGAUCCAGUGAAAUACAACCCUACACACCAAAUGACAACCUGAACAAUGCGUUGGGCUCUAUCAGAGUCCUGGGGUUGGAACUGAUCGCACAUGAACUUGAGCCACAUCUGAACACAGUGCUGACCAACAUUAAGGAGAGGAUGGCAGCUUUAUCAGAAGAGCUCCCCAUUUGGAACGAUAAAACCGGGAGCAAACAUCACACCGAGAAAGGCGCUGCUGAGCAGGUAGUGAUCAGUGGGAUUCUGCCCAUCCUGGCCCUGUCUCUGAGGAGCAGAGGGCCUCUCACUCUGCCCACCGUAAAACUUGUGGCUGAACUGGCCAAGGAGUCUGUGGUUCGUAAAGGUUUCGGUGAUGCUGGUUUAGCUCCGGCUCUGCUGUCUGUGCUGACCAGUCCAGACCAAGAACUGCUACUCCACGCUGCAAGAGCCAUCUCACGCAUGUCUUAUGACAGCUCCAAGCUGCAGCACCUGCUGCUCCGCCGGGGUGCAGUGCCAAGCCUGGUCGCCAUCUUGCUCCGUUUCCAUGAUAAGGAGGCCCUGGAGGAAGUGUGUCUGCAGGCGCUCUGUAACAUCAGUGGCAUGGGAGUUGCAGAGGAGGCAGGCAUGGUCUGGGAGAGGGGUGCAUCUGUGAGGCCGGGGGAGACUGUUUUUCACGGCGUUUCUCCUCACACCUGUGAUUUUGCCUCUUCUGUGACUCUGGUGUGUGUGUCUCAAUGGGCCCCGGGUCAAUAUGCAGUCAACAUUGAGGUUUUCCAGCGCUGCUCCUCCUGUUUCUGGAGCCUUCAUGGUAACAAACGGACCGCUCGUUGGUUUCCCUUCUUCAGAUUGGGAAGCUUUUCUAAUCUGUUCAAGACAAUCAGGUUCUCUACGAGGAGUGUUCCUGGAUCGAAAAGUCUGAAAACUCGCGUGUUUCACACUUUCCUCUGACAUCUUAUAAAACUCUGGAGGGAUAACUACAACCUCUCUGAUUAACUCAACAAUUAUUGGUACACACCAAAAACAUCAGGGAAAUGUUUACACCUUAUACACUUGGACAUUUUCUUAAAAUGGUUAAGUGUCUCUUGUCUAUUCCUGUUUGAUUUUAUCUGGCUGACUUUUUUUGUGGCAAUUCUCUGACAUCCUCUCAGAACCACCUGUAUUACUAGAGUCUGACACUAGAUGGCAUGCAUGUGCUUUGUGGAAAGAAAUGUAGUCUUUGUGCAUUGCAAUAGUUGCACAGAUGCCUACUCACAUGGACUGAACCUGAUAAUGACAAGCUGUCUGACUGCACAUCUCAGUAGAUAUUCUCAGAUAUUUACAUAGAUUUAAUUUGUUUACUUUCCCUUACUGGUGAUUUGACUGUUUUGAAUUGAGCGCUUGCUCUUUGACUGUAAAUCUGUUAAAUACAAAUCCCGACACAUAGAUAGAUAUAACUGCAUCCCCCUUCUCAAUCGUUCUCCAAUUCCUCUUCCUCUAAUUACUUCUCUUAUUGCUUCUCUCCUGCUUCAGGCGUGCCAACGUAGGGGCACGCCCUAUAAUCAAUCCUUACUUUAUUACUCUGGGAGCCACUUAAAUAUUUCAUUUGAUAGAGAUAUGGCUUUGGAAUUAUUUACAGCUGGACAACAGGCCCACACACCUAUUCUUGAUCUGGUAGAUGACUGUGCACUUGUUACACAGAGCACAAAGUGCAACUAAAACAUAUUAAGAGCAUUAUGAACAGACUAAUAGGAAGCGAUAUUCUUAUAAUAAGAUGACAGACUUUAAUUGGUCAGGUCAAAGAAGAUUUGUUGAUGUCCUCUUGACUUGCUUGUUUUAGGGUUUGGGUAGUGUGAACACAUUUAAAUAAUGAAAACACAUCUGGAAAAAAAGAACCAUUUAAAGUGAAUAUUAAACAUGUAAAUGUUUGAUCUAAUGUCCUUUGUUUUGACAGCGUUUAAGUUGGGUACCUGUUUAAGCCCCUCAUUUCAUGAGUUGCCACAUUCACAGCUGCCAUAGUGAUUUUCCUCAAAGAUAUAUCUGUCAAUCAGGGUUUUUAUCAAAAAAUGACAAUAUCCUGAAGGUUGGUCUAGAUGAAAAAAUAUAUCUAUAAUUAAACAAAAAUUUGUAAUACAUUUUCCAAGUUGUGCAUCUUUCUCCUAACAAAGUUGGGAGAUAUCUAGACAAUAUACAUCUCAUUGAUAAAUCAAACAGCAAAGAAAUAUGAACCUGACUUAAACCUUGUAUCUAUGGUUUUUUGCAUUUAAAGACAACCCACACUCUGCGAACACAAUGCUAAUGCAGGCUCUUGAAAUGCUAAGUUAAACUAACUCAGCAGCAAAGUGGGUAGCAUGCAGAGCUUUGUAAGGCUAAACAAAAGAGUUCGAUACUUUUUCUCUGUACUAGGUUUAUUGACAUUUGUUAAUUCAGAAUUUCUUUGACAUUUGGUGUUGAGCUAGCUAACAUGAGCUUAUUAGCUAAAUGUGGUAGCAGCAGUGGAGCUAGCUUAAAAGAGUCAGCGCACAUGCGAUACAGAUGAGUAAAAAUCACAUUAAACAAGUGUCAUAAGGAAAAUAACAACAUUAAAUACAUGUAUUUGUCCAUGUACACAUGUUUGUAUAGUUCAUACAAUGUAUCCUAUGUCAUUUAUAUUUCACACUUUGUAGUUCUAUGUGGAUUAGGAUAUAUAAAUGCUAAAAGUUACAUAUUUUAUUGCCCACUGCUGUCAAGAAAAUACAUAUUUUUUAGUCUUUGCAUCAACACAUGAUGCGUGAAACACAGAAAGUGUUUAAUCAAUAGCUCCUCUUCCACUCUGUAAUAGGAGGCGCAGGAAGCUGCAUAUAUUACUUUUAAUAUAAGACUGAUUAAUAAUGCAUGAUGAACUUUGCAUUAAAUGCCCUCAAACCCAGAGAACAUAGCUCGAGCCUGUUUUAUUGCUUGUCUUUGCAAAUUAGUCAUUUAAACUUUAAUUCUCUUGUUGAUUUCUGUAGAAACAACUGUGUGUAAUUGCAUUAGGACUUCAUGGGGCUGAGAUUCUUAUUACUGCUUUUGUCAUUUCUUUAUUGUGGCCUCGGUUAUUGUUAGCCUGUAGCAUCCUUCAGCAUUCGACAACAAUCAUCUACCUUGUUGACAACACAUACUCGCUCUAUUGAUAUGGACACACAAACAAACCGCAAAAUAUACUAGCAGGCACAGAGAUACCGAACACAGUGAAUGCAAUCAUUUUGAUAGAUCCUUCCUCAGGGGUUUGACACUUGUCUUUAAACAUAACAGGUUUGAUUGUCAGGUGGAUAAAAUGAUGGACCCCUGAUUCUUUGCCUCUCUGACACACAGCCGGCUCAAUACUCACUUAUUGACCUUUGUGACAGGUUGAUGACAUCUUUCAUCUGCAGAGACUACAGAAUUAGCAUUUGCGAAUCGAUACCUCUGACAAGCAGAAGUGAAUUCUUAGACGGAUCCACUUAACUGUGUUGCGUGCCAUUCUUGCAGCGGAUAGCGUUGGCCUCGGCCUCAGAGAGAAGAGCUUGUGAGGACAGUUUAAGCCAAAUGUGAUUGGGAAGUGAUAUUGACGGGCUCUUAAGAAAAGCACCUCAAGAACAAUAAAUGGUCUUUAAUGUCAUCUACAUAUUUUCAGAGAACUACCUCAAAUACUGUGUGAAUGGGCUGAU
Molecule: messenger RNA, 4031 nt
Organism: Eleginops maclovinus (Patagonian blennie)
Lineage: Eukaryota; Metazoa; Chordata; Actinopteri; Perciformes; Eleginopidae
Exons: 6
Coding region: 349-1335 (328 amino acids)
Biological process (GO): positive regulation of GTPase activity
Cellular component (GO): cytosol
Molecular function (GO): protein binding; guanyl-nucleotide exchange factor activity
Source: RefSeq, a predicted model, not a curated record